Colossoma macropomum (tambaqui) is the source of this 2175-nucleotide messenger RNA. It is a transcript of the gene tkta, whose product is annotated as transketolase a. The coding region runs from base 153 to 2078 and encodes 641 amino acids. NCBI's taxonomy places the organism in Eukaryota, Metazoa, Chordata, Actinopteri, Characiformes, Serrasalmidae. The transcript is spliced from 14 exons. Gene Ontology annotation, biological process: pentose-phosphate shunt, non-oxidative branch; ribose phosphate biosynthetic process. Gene Ontology annotation, cellular component: extracellular exosome; endoplasmic reticulum membrane. Gene Ontology annotation, molecular function: transketolase activity; thiamine pyrophosphate binding. The record is from RefSeq and is a predicted model, not a curated record.
UCUCUCUCUCUCUCUCUCUCUCUCUCUCUCCUUCUCUCUCUCUCUCUGUCUCUCUCUCUCUCUUUUUUGUCACUCAGGCGUGAGUGUGGGUUUGGUGAGAAGCUCCUGUUUGUCCUCUCACUCUCUCGGUUGUCGCUGAUUGUUCUGCAGUUAUGGAGGAUUAUCAUAAACCGGACCAGGCCACAGUGCAGGCGCUCCGAAACAUCGCCCACCGCCUCCGCAUCAACUCCAUCAGGGCCACCACCGCCGCCGGCAGCGGGCACCCCACAUCAUGCUGCAGUGUGGCCGAGAUCAUGUCUGUUCUAUUCUUCCAUACCAUGAAGUACAGGCCAGAUGACCCCAAAAACCCCAACAAUGACCGCUUCGUCCUGUCCAAGGGUCAUGCGGCCCCGGCUCUGUAUUCAAUGUGGACGGAGACUGGCUUUCUAAAGGAGAGUGACCUGGUCAACAUGUGUCAGGUGGACUCUGCUCUGGAGGGCCACCCCACACCUAAGCAACAGUUUGUGGAUGUGGCCACCGGUUCACUGGGCCAGGGUUUGGGCGUGGCCUGUGGAAUGGCCUACACUGGAAAAUACUUCGACAAGGCCAGUUUGCUGUCUGUGCUGUGUUGUCUGUGUUGUGAGUGUAGUUACCGUGUGUUCUGUCUGCUGGGUGAUGGGGAGAUGUCGGAGGGCGCUGUGUGGGAGGCCAUGGCCUUUGCCUCCUACUAUCAGCUGGACAACCUUGUGGCCAUCCUGGACAUCAACCGGCUGGGUCAGAGCGAGCCGGCGCCUCUGCAGCACCACGUGGAGAAAUACCAGAGACGCUGUGAGGCGUUCGGAUGGCACGCUAUAAUCGUAGAUGGUCACAGCGUCGAGGAGCUGUGUAAGGCUCUGACUCAGCCUCGUCACCAGCCCACCGCCAUAAUCGCCAAGACCAUCAAGGGCAAAGGCAUCCCCGUGGCGGAGGAUAAGAUGGGGUGGCAUGCGAAGGUUCUGCCAAAGGACAUGGCGGAGAGCGUGAUCAGAGACCUGCAGAGCCGCAUCCUCAACAGCAACAAGCGCCUGUACCCGGCCACCCCCACUGAGGAUGCCCCACCCGUCAGCCUGCGCAACGCCCGCAUGCCCAGCGCACCCAGCUACAAACUCGGAGAGAAGGUUGCGACUCGUAAGGCGUACGGGAUGGCUCUGGCCAAGCUGGGCCGCUAUAACGAGCGCGUGGUGGCCAUGGAUGUGGACACUAAAAACUUCACCUUCUCAGAGAUCUUCAAGAAUGAACAUCCAAACCGCUUCGUGGAGUGCUACAGCGCAGAGCAGAACAUGGUGAGUGUGGCCACAGGCUGUGCUGCCCGUGAGCGGAACAUCGUGUUUGCCAGCGGACUCGCCACCUUCUUCACCCGCGCAUACGACCAGCUGCGCAUGGCCGCCAUCUCCGAGAGCAACAUCAACCUGUGCGGCUCACACUGCGGCCUGUCAAUCGGCGAGGAUGGACCAGCCCACAUGGGUCUGGAGGAUUUGGCUAUUUUCAGGGCUCUGCCCACUGCUACUAUUUUCUACCCCAGUGAUGGUGUGUCCACUGAGAAAGCUGUGGAGCUGGCCGCUAACACCAAGGGAGUGUGUUACAUCCGGACCGGCCGUCCUGAGAGCAACAUCAUCUACAACAGCAACGAGGACUUCCACGUUGGUCAGGCCAAGGUGGUGUGUCAGAGUAAGGAUGACCAGGUGACGGUGGUUGGAGCUGGAGUGACCCUGCAUGAGGCUCUCGCUGCAGCUGAACAGCUAAAGAAAGAGAGGAUCUACAUCCGGGUGAUCGAUCCCUUCACCAUCAAACCUCUGGAUGCUAAAACCAUCAUGGACCACGCUCGCAGCACCAGGGGUCGCAUACUCACUGUAGAGGACCACUAUUACGAAGGUGGUCUUGGCGAAGCUGUAUGCUCUGCUGUAGUGAACGAGUCCGGCUUCGUCCUGCAGCGCCUCGCUGUCCCCCACGUGCCCCGCAGUGGCAAAAUGUCUGAGCUGCUCAAGAUCUACGGCAUCGACCGGGAAUCCAUUGUCCAGGCCGUCAGGAAGAUGAUCAGCAGCUCGGCUAAUGCCAAGUAGACCCACCACGAUUAGCCCCGCCCACUACACCCGAACCAGCCAGUCAGAAGCCGAGUCCACAGACAGUCGCUGUGUCCAAAACAGUCCCUAAUCACUA